Acyrthosiphon pisum (pea aphid) is the source of this 3584-nucleotide messenger RNA. RefSeq names its product deltex E3 ubiquitin ligase (gene dx). The record is from RefSeq and is a predicted model, not a curated record. The transcript is spliced from 9 exons. NCBI's taxonomy places the organism in Eukaryota, Metazoa, Arthropoda, Insecta, Hemiptera, Aphididae. Bases 402 to 2069 code for a protein of 555 amino acids. Gene Ontology annotation, biological process: protein ubiquitination; Notch signaling pathway. Gene Ontology annotation, molecular function: zinc ion binding.
GCACGGACUAAUAUAAUAUCUUAGUCCGUGGUAGCUUAUCACCCGGAUCGCGAUGAUAAUACGACUUGUAAACACAACAACCACGAACUAAGGUCUAUCUUGACAACAACGGACGGCGCUGAUAGGACUUGGGCAGGUACUACAACUACUACUACUACUACUACUACUUGGCAGGUUAGUGGACAGUGGUUACUGUAGUAGGUUGUAGUAGCCUGUAGGAACGACGACUGCGUAUGUCGAUUAUUGUUAUGUAGUAUGUAGGUGUUUAGGUGUUUGCCCGUAGGCAUAAGAAUAAUAAUCAUUAUAGUAAUAAUGUGAAUUAUUUAGUUUUCCUAGUCAUACGUUUUGUUUUCGUCACCGUUCAGAUGCCUAUGAUUAAUUACCUUUGAUCCAGCCACACGAUGCCCUUAGGACACGCCGUGGUCGUUUGGGAAUGGGAAAACCGGAACGGCCGAUGGAAACCUCACAGCCCCGAGGUGGCACAAUUGCUCGAAAGGGCUCAUUUCAAGAAGUUGACCAGGGUGAUACUAAGAGACGCCGACCCGAACAUGGAGUCUUCGUUUGUCAAUUUGCGUACGAUGUACCAGUGUUCUGAAGAAAACGAAGGUGCACUUUUGGCCGUACGCAGAUCUUACUAUCCGGCCAAUGCAUUGCCUGGCAAAGGAGCCAGAUGGGAAUGGGCUGGUGAUGUACCUGGAGAGUGGCAUACAUAUGACAUGGAAUCCCAAUGUUUCUUAGAAACAGCUUGGUCAAUGGGCUGCCAAGUUAUAGAUGUAAGCCGGACAUAUUUAGGUUUUCCGUAUACAAUUAAUUUUUGUAAUUUAACCCAAGUACGGAAUGACAGUGGAUAUAAACGUAAUAUUAGACGUGUGAACCAAGCACCAUACCCACUAGUUAAAAUACAAUCAGAUGAAGUUAUUCAAUUUAAUGAUAGGGCAGUUGUAGACACUAUAAGAAAUUUAUCAUCAAAAAAUGAAACUAUUAGAAAAUCCAGUUCAGAAUAUAUAGAUACAAUAACUAAAAAACAACUACAUUAUAAAAAAAACAAACAAGUAGUUCAUGAUGGCCAUCAUAGCGGAACUAAUAUAGCUCGCACCUUAUUAAGUAUUUUUGCUAAUAAGAAUCCUUCGUCACUGUCUAGAGAAGCUCAAUGGCCAAUAGGAACCACAGCAACUAAAAGCUGUAGUGAAUCAAUUAAAUCAGAUUCAUCUAUAAUUGAUUUAGACUCAAGUAGCAUUCGCAGUGGUAGACGUCCUAGUGUUGAUACUAUUUCAACUUAUUUAAGCCAUGACAGUCAUGAACUUCGCACAUCACGAUAUGAUCUCUUGGAUUAUUCUGGUGGCAGUAUUGGAAGUGAUGAUGCUUUUGAAUGUCAACAGAAAUCAGACAAUUGCAGAAAUCAAUCAGUUAUUGGAGUGAAUUCAGUAAGUGAGAAAUUAUCUUGCUAUGUUCAAAUAGUGGAUGACUUUUGGCCAGGACUUGACAUGUUAUGUCCAUUUUGUCAAGAUCCACUUAUCUCAUCAAAUAAAUCUAACAAAAGCCUAGUUAUAGCUUUGAGUAUAUGUCAACAUCGAAUGCAUCUCACUUGUCUAAACUCAAUUUUAAACAAUCAACCUUAUUCUAAUCAGUGGAUGUAUAUUCAAUGUCCAAUCUGUAUGAAAGUCUAUGGAGAAAAAAGAGGUAACCAACCACCAGGUGCUAUGAAGUGGACCUAUUUAAAUAGGUCGUUACCUGGGUAUGGUAGUACAAGAACUAUUCAAAUCACAUAUGAAAUAUCAUCUGGGAUUCAAGGUGAAGAACAUCCACAUCCGGGCCAUCCAUACUAUGCUCUAGGUUUUCCAAGAAUUUGUUAUUUGCCAGACACAGAAAAAGGAAGGCGUGUAUUAUCAUUACUGAGUAAAGCUUUUGAAAGGCGACUGGUAUUUACAGUUAGACUUUCAAUAACAACUGGUAAUGAAGAUGUUGUUGCAUGGAAUGGUAUCAUGCACAAGACAGACUUUGACACCAGAAUGCAUCAUGGAUUUUUAGAUGAAUGUAUCGAACAAUUAUCAGCACAUGGCGUUGUUUGAGUAAUUUUCUGGAUAUAAAUUAGGUACUAAUUCUCUUUUAUUUUCAAACUAUUUAUUAAUAACAUUUGUAAUCGUUAAAUUACAAUCUAGUUCUUAUAUAUAACCGUUAUAGAUAUAAAACAUCUAUUCUUACCCUAAAAUGUAAAAUAGCAAUAUUAUGGUUUAAUUUUUUUAUUUAAAUUGUACGUAGGUAUCCAGACGCUGUUAAAGUUUGAGAAACCGCUGCUAUAGAGUAUUACAAGUUAUUUAUUUGUUUAUGCAGAAUUGGUUGAUAAUACCCCCUCCUUCCUAAACAAUGGCCACACAAGUUUAUAAGGUGUAUUAUAUCGAAAAAAAUUACUUUAUGGGGAUAACUCAAGUUUUGUAGAAUUUUCAGAUUUUGAUGACUAUUUUUUAUCUGAAAGAAGAAUACUUUCUACAGCCUGCAUCAAUCUCUGAUUUUGUAUUUUCUUUCAAAUAAUUGUAUUAAAAAAUUUGUAAAAAAAAUGCUUUUUAUCUUGUAUUCUUUUUGACAUAUUAUAAAAUUUGAAAAUAAAAUAUUGAAAAACAGAGAUUGAUGUGGUAUCAAGAAUAUUUCCCAAUAGCAAUUUAAAAAAAAAACUGAAAUUUGGUUGAUUCUACAAGGCGGUAUCGUUAUUCCGCAGACUGUAUUUUUGAGGACAAAAUGGCAUCGGCGCCUGAACUAUUAUUUUUAAAUAAUAUAAUAUUAUAAACAAGAUAAAUAAUUGACAACACUAUUUUUGUUACUGAAGUGUUCUCAAAUAUAUGAAAAUGUAUACUUAAAUUGUGUAUGAUCUCUUUUAUUCUCUAGAUAAUCAUAAAAUUGUGUUUCUAUGGUGUUUCUAAACUAAAAUAAUCGAAAUUCUUCAGAUCUAUCACAACUUUUAAAUUAGGAUUAUACUAAUGUAAAAAUAUUAUAUGUGUUCAAAGAAAUCAAUUUCUUAUAUUUUCCUACUUAUACUUAAAUUAUGGUGAUAUUACCAGUAAGUUGGUUGUUGAUACUUGAUAGGUAAUUUAUAUAAUAUAUUAUAAUAGAUAAUUUUAUAUUUAUUAAGGUUUAUUAAAAAAAUUGUACAAUUGUAAAUAUCUACAUAUUGUCUAAAAAUGUACAAAUAUAUUUAGUGCAAUUUUUAUAUAACAUAUCCAAAAUAGUAUUAAUACAUUUGCUGCAAUAUUUGGAUGUGCCUAAAUCAAGCCUUUUUUAAUAGUGGUACACCACUUUAAUGUGUUACUGAAAUAAUUUUAUUUUGACAAAAAAUAAUUUUAUAUCAUUGUGACACUGUAAGUAAUUACAUAAAUGUAUAAACAAAAAUUGUUACUAAUCUUCAUUAAAGAACACCAAUUUUUAAUUCAGCAAAUAUGUUAAUAAUCAUAUUAAUCAGAAAAAUUUAUUUGUUGUUAAUAUAUAAGAAGUUUUAAAUCAAAUUAUUUUUAAUACUUAUAUUUAUACAAAUUAAGUAAGAAUAGCCAUAUUUUAUAUUUAUUUAUUUUUUAUAUUAUAUAUUUUUAUAACCA